This is a messenger RNA of Mesorhabditis spiculigera, 483 nucleotides long. NCBI's taxonomy places the organism in Eukaryota, Metazoa, Nematoda, Chromadorea, Rhabditida, Rhabditidae. The record is from the annotation of a GenBank genome assembly.
AUGGAGGCUUCGACUAUGAUGGCCAGCGGAAAUGUCGGGGUACGGUCCCGCAGCUUGCCUGCGCGCUUCGUUGUGGCGAGCAUCAUCGAAAAGCAGCAGCGCGAGAUCGAGCGGCUGAUGAUGGAGAACGAGAAGCUUCGCCGGCAAAUGUCUGACGUGCCACCGUUGAAGGACCCGUCCACGCAGGGAGUUCCUCGGACUACACAAGAGCCCGAUCCGGACGCGCCUGAUCCCUAUUAUCAGCUUGCGUGGGUUCCAGCGUCGAUCUUCGGAAUCUGUUACUAUCCUUUUGCGUCGGAAGAGAUCAGACUGGGCAUCAUCGUCAUCGUUAUCCUAAACCUUCUUCAAGUUGUAGUUUGCUUUCCGAUUGCGGUCUAUCAGUUGAAAAAGUAUGAGGCCGCCAUGGCUGCUGGGAUUAUGUCAACUGCCGCAACCACCAAAAACGUCGAAAAAGAUCCAGAUUCCGACUCGGCUUGUUAUGUA